Molecule: messenger RNA, 2824 nt
Organism: Puntigrus tetrazona (Sumatra barb)
Lineage: Eukaryota; Metazoa; Chordata; Actinopteri; Cypriniformes; Cyprinidae
Gene: armh1
Product: armadillo like helical domain containing 1
Exons: 11
Coding region: 104-1339 (411 amino acids)
Molecular function (GO): protein binding
Source: RefSeq, a predicted model, not a curated record
GUGAAGGUGAGAAACGCCGUGGUUUCUAAAUAAGCUGUUAGCUGGAAAACAAAUAUGACAUAUUAUAAAAUUGAUAUUGUUAAGUCUGUGAGAUGCUUGAGUCAUGUCUAGCAGUAAGGAGCAGGCCUCCAUCAGACAGGUGAUGUGUUUCCUUCAUGAAUGGGAUCAGGGAGGUAAGACAGUGCGCAGUCGAAUGCUAAGUGACUUUCUGGCCAAGAACACUGGAAAGACAUGUCCUGAACUGGAACUUGAGUUUGCACAAGUUGCCAGCCUGUUCCUUGCUCGGCUCACUGCCUGGAUAAGACUAACCUAUAUGUUUGGAACUUGUCUAGAUCUUCAGCUGAGAGCAGUGGGGGUUUUCCUGUCUGCUAACAGCAGUCAUCAGUACAUGAUUGAGUUUCUGGAAGUGGGUGGAGUGCUUACCCUGCUUGAGAUUCUAGGACAAGACAAACUCAACGAAGGGCAUAAAACCGAGGCUCUUCGCUUGCUCCAGAUCAUCGCCAACACGGGGCAGAAAUAUAAAGAGCUUAUCUGUGAAAGCUAUGGUGUGAAGGCCGUAGCUGAAUGUUUGGCCAAAUCGGAGACAGAGGGGACUCAGGAGACCGCCGCAGCCCUGCUAGAAUCUUUGGCCCAUGGAAACCCCAAAUACCAGAAUCAGGUGUACAAGGGCCUGAUCGCCCUGCUGACCUGCACCUCACCAAGAGCACAGCAGCUUGUUAUACAGAUCCUACGAAUAGUUCAGCCCAUUGUAAAAACAGCACUUCACAGCAUAAUAGAACCCUUAUUGAAUCUGCUGAGGUCCCUGCAUCUAGAAGUGCAAUAUGAAGCUAUAGAACUGAUAACAGAGCUUAUGCAAUCAGAGGUUAGACUGGCUCUGCUCAGGGGUCUGGUGGCUUUUCUCAAACCAACUAAAGAAAGAAAUCCCAAACACAAGAUCCUGGAGGAUCCGGAGGUGGCCAAAAUGACUGAUUCACUCCCUGUGCUUCUCCAGCAAGCAGCUUCUGCAAAAACCAUCAGGAUUCUGGCACAGAGAAGUGAAGAGAUAUCCAAAGAAUUGCUCUCUCUCAGAGUGAUCCAUCACUUACUGUACGCAAUGGGGAACCAGGAACAUGCAGAUUCCCAGAGACAAGCCAGCCUGGCUUUGGAGCAUUUUGUGCGCAUGUAUCCAGUGGUGGAGGAUCAUGUAUGCAGAGCUAUGGGCACCAGACUGUUUGAGUCUUUUAUGCACAAUGCCGAUGACCUACAUUUGAACAUGGAUGACAUUCAAGCUGACAUUUUACGCUCAAAUAAAGUGAACGUUUCAUGUGGUGAGUUGACAAAUCCAGAGAGACAUAGCUAGGUUGUAUGUUUUUGUCUUUCUUUGAAGGACACCACUGCUUGAUUGGCUUAUUGAACAUUAUUUUAUAUUAUAAUGUUAUUUUAUAUUAUAAUCCAUUUUCAAUUUAUUUUUCUACAGUGCUUGAGCAACAGAAUUCAGAUUCUUGAACACAGCUUGAAACUAUUUUUUUUCUUGUUGUUGAUGCCAUUCUUAAAUAAAUAAAAUAAUAAAAGUGAUUACAAAUAGCAGUCUUCUAUGGCCUAUUUUAGCGCUGUAGACUAGGCCUAGAGAGCUGAAAUCUGGCCAGAAGUUAGAGCUCAAAAUUCUGCAUGAUGAUACAUUGGGCAACUUUUUAAGCAAUUUUGCCAGGCAAUAUUAACAGUAAACCAGCUCAGACACAGGACCCAAGACUGACCCAAAUUAUCCACAUAGAAAUUUGUUACCCAUUUCAUUUUGACCAGCAAAAUUGCUCAAAAAUUGGCCCAGUGUAUCAUCAGCUUUAGAGAAGGUUAAAGGAGGCCAAUCAAAUUUGGCAGGCCUAUUUGGCCCUAGAGGUCUGUGAGAAAUCGGGGGUCACUAGGUGUAUUUAACGGGUUUUGCACCUAUUGCAAUCACGUGAUGUUUCGCGCUUAUGCACAAUGUUCAUAUCAUGUAAUAAAUCUCCUCAUUCUGAACAACUCAAAAACAACUUCUGUAAAACAAAUAGUUCAUUAUUCAAGAUUAUUUAAAAAACUUACUUUUGCAAACUACUCCUAGGUUUUUUACUCAACCUCGGCAAUACCACUGCGGUGCAUUUCUUUGGCCUCUCUAAGAGAAAGAAACAUGCACAGUGCCAAAGUUUACUCUAUUCUUCGCCUCGUUCAGCAGCUAUUUAUUUGCAUUUAUUUCAGAUUCAGAUUAAGAUAUGUUUGACACAAUAGAUUAACAUUUAAAAAGUAAUCUAAAAAUGGCCUUUAUGAUGCUCUUUCAAAGAAACUUUGCUCCUCUUCAUAGAAUGGAGAUUAUGUAAUGAUUAAAAAGCAGUGUGGAAAUACUCAAAUGUAACCCAGAUGUUUUAGCUUCUGUGUCCAACAAAUCAUUUUUUUCUUGAGAUGGUGUAUUACAGAAUUACCUUAGGGCCACCCUCCCAGACUGUUUUAGAUGUCUCUAAUUCAGACAUUAACAAGCUAAAUCAGAUUCCUGAUGAGAUAAUGAAGAGAUGAUUGAGUCAUUCAUGAUGAACACUUGCUGUUAACUACAUCAUAUAAAUAAAAGCAAUAAAAAUGAAUAAAAAUGUCAAUUGAAAAGUGCUAUCAAGCAGCCACAGUCUGCAUAUUCAGCUGCCUAAAGAUGCUUUGGUGGAUACAUGACCUUACAGUCCACACAAGUUUUAAAUAUUGUAGUAUAUAAAGUGUAUUACUAGGUUAAGGGGGAGCAGCUCUGAGCAGAAGAUCCACAGGCUGUAUGUAGAAAGCUGGUCAGAGUAAAACUGUAGAAUUGUAGUCAGAAUUCUAAGAGUGAUGUAAU